UAUGUGGAAUUGGUAGACAUUUCCAUUCAACCUCGUUCUCAGCUGCUCAGGCCCCACUGAUAUCCGAAAAUGGCGUGCGAUCUUGGUUGGGUUCAGCUUUGCAUGAUUUGGUAGUAUUCCCUUUUGCUGAUGUGGUUUAAAAAUGACAACAAUAAUUGGAGGAAAGCUCAUGCAAAUAGACAAAUCUGCCUUUAGAAAUGUGGUGAAACACACAGAUACACACAAUCGGAUUAAAGAAACAGAUGAAAUGUGGAAACAAUACGAGAAGGGUAAAAAUGCAGACCGGAGUGACGAUGAUGAUUAUGAUUACCACAGAAGUCGCAAGAUUAAGAAAGAUGAUAAAUUUAGAGGUAGGAUGUACAGUGACGAUGUUAGAGAUAGAAAGCAAAUUGCUGCACCUACAAAAGCUGGAAUUUGGACCAAAAGGCUAAUGGAAUUUGAAGAAAAUGAUCCAGACAGAUGGGGACAUUCAGGAUUCAAAGAGCUUUAUCCAGGAGAUUUUGACAGUGCAGAAGAGCAAGAUGCUAUCAGACCAGAAGAAGAGACCAAUGACAAUGAAAAAGCCAAUGAAGAUGAUGAUGAUAAAGAUGAUAUUGUUGAAAAAUGGAAAAAAGGAAGGUUCAGACCAAGAGUUGAAAACCGUAGACCGAUUGGUGGCAAUUUUCGUGGUAGAGGAAGAAGAGGAGUUGGAAGAGGUAAUUUUGGGGGAAAUUUUCAAAGAAGUAUUUUAGAUGUUAGGCGUCAAGAGGGCAGGCAAAGAAGAGACAGAAGAGAGCGGCCCAGAUCAAAAAGUCAUGAAGCUGAUGAUUCUGGUCGUAAGAGACUUCCUGGACGCUUUGAUAGAAGAAGAAGUCGAAGUGAAAGCCAGGAACAUGCCCUUCUUAAAGAUGGUGAAACUGCUAAUAGACAUGGUAGAAAAGACCCUGUUGAAGAAAGAAGUAAUAGAAGACCUGGUCACGCCGGUCAAGACAAGCCAAUUGCCACAGAGAGGAAAAGAAGGCCUAUUGAAUCAGAGUAUAAAGGAGGUAAAGCAGAUAAGAGAAGCCGUAGCAGAGAGGGUAAGGGAAGGUUUGAAAGUGAUGGAAAGGCUAUAAGCGGUGAAGGGUGCGAAAAGACAGAGAAAAAGCAAGGUGAUACGUCAGCUAAACGACCUAACCAGAGGUGGGAUCAAAUUGAGAAAAGUGAGGGAGAUCUUAUGGGGUUGAAGAGUGAUGCCAGGGAAAAAGAAACAAUAGACAUAAAUAGGGAAGAAAUGAAAACCGAGGCUCAGGAAAAAUCUUUCAGAGGACGAUGGGAUGAAAAUGAGGAUGAUGACGAAGAUGCCGGAAGAAAAUUGCUAGAUACAUCAGAGGGUAGAUAUGUUAGAGAAAGGAAAGAUGGUGAAGAUGAAAACAUGCAGCAGAAAGCAGCGAAGGUUGACAUGUUUGGACGAGAUAUUUCUAAGCGUUAUGAAUAUAUUGAGAAGAAAAAGACCAACAAUCGACCUAGGGAGGCUGUUCAGAAAGAUUAUGAUUCGAAGCGUAAGGGUGCAAAAAAAGAAGAAAUUGCAAUUGUAGAAAAUAGUGAACAUCCUAGUUCCAUGAAUCGGGUUGGAAGUGUGGGGGAAGAUGUAGGUUCUGAAUCCGAUAACGAUAUUCGAAAAGAAAAAGAGAAAUUGAAAAAGAAAAAGAAACACAAGAAAAAGGAGAAGAAGAAAAAGAAACACAAGAAGAGAAAAGAGGAAGACAGUGGUAGUGCUGAUUCUGAUAAAGAACGUGAUCCUGUUGCAGGUGAUACAGCUCAUGACAGUAAACGGACAGAAGCAGCCAUUGCAGAGUUGAAUAGGAUAGAGAAAAUCCAACAAGAACAGGAAUUGGCAAAUCCGGUGGAUGAUCAACAGAAGCCAGGAUUCUCCAUUUCACUGGACGCUGAAGCAGAAAUGCGAGAACGUAUCAAAUUGAAAAUGAAGAACCGCUCAAGGUCUUUGAAGAGUGAGAAUGUUUUGAAUCUGGAAGCGUUUUCGAAGAAUAAUGAAGACUCGAUCCAUUUGAAUGAAUCUGCAAGGGAAGAGAAAAAUGAGCACAUUGUUGGUUACAUGGAAAGAAGCCCUGAGUUGGCUGGCACAAAGAUACUAGAGUUGAAUGCCUCUGAAGGUAGGGUUUAUAGAAAGAAUGACAGAUUGAGUAGGUCGGCUCGAAAAGAAGGAUUAAAUUCAGAUAAUUCUGAAGUGUUGGUCAUAAGUUCAAAUAAAGAGCAUUAUGUGCGUAGUAUCGAAGAUUCUCGAAGGUUGUCGGAUCAUUCAGCUAGUGGGGAAGAAAAUAGUUUGGAAAGGACAUCUCGCUCAAAAGCUCGAGGAGAGAAUGACAGAAAAAACCAAGAGAGUAGCUCGAAAAGAAAAGCGAGAGUUGUAAAAAGGUCAGAUUCAAGGGAAGAGUCAGAGUCCGAAUAUCAUCAAAUAGCGCGACAAAGUAUUGGCAAAAAGAGAGGGAAAAGAGAAGUGAAGGAAGAGAGAAAGCGCAAGAUGGACGAUGAUCAGAACAGCUUUACCUCUGAUGAAGAAACAGAGCAGGUAGCAAGAAGGAAUCGCAGACAGAAAAAGGAAGAAUACGGUAAGGAAAAGGCGCACAGGGACGCAAGCAAUGAUUUUCAUAGUAGUGAUAGAGAGACGCGAAAGAAGAAGGUUGGUAGUUCCCUCGGUCUAACAUCAAAAGGAAAGAAGCACAACUCGGAUUAUUCAUCUUCAGAGUCGAUUGAAGUAAAGGGGAAGAGGAACAGAAAGGGAGAAUUGCGUAAAUAUCAAAACGAUUCUUCAGAGAGCUUUUCAUCAGACGAGGAAGCGCCUAGCAAGCAAGGAGGUAGCUAUACUCGGAGGGGAGGAAAAUCAAGAGAAAAGGAUGAGAGGUCCGUAGCCAAGAAAAAGAGAAGUAAGGGAUUUGAAAGUGAAUCAGAAGAUGAAACAAGGAGAGUUAAAGACAAGGAGAAUUACAGUAGCAGGCGAAGAGGAAGGCAAGACACAAAGAAAGUAUGGAGGGAAAUAACUGCCAGCUCUAGUAAUAACACAGAUGCGGGGAGUGGUAAUGAACAAUCAGACUCGUAUGAAUCUCGAAAAGGGUCAAGUAAGCAAGCAUCAAGAAAGAGGAAUAUCGAAAAACAGUCGCGUGAAGGUUUAAUUCACAGAGAUUAUGACGAUAGAGAAGCCAAAAGGAGUAGUAAAAAGGAGGUAAAAAGACAAAAAGAACACAGCAAAGGGAAAAAGAGACAUUACUCAGAUGGGGACUCAAGUGAUGAUGAAGACAGAGAACAGAAAAAGUACAGAGAUGAAGCGAAGAGUAGGUACCAUAAAGCACCUAAAGAGAAGAUUAGGAGGAAGAGGGAGAGCUCAGCUAGUGGCCUGGAAGAUCUAGAUAAUGAAAUUGAGACGAAAAAGAUAAGUAAGGAAAAGAAUAAGACUAGGAAUCCUAAGAGAGGGGAUGGAGGUAAAUAUGAAAGUGAUAGUGAUUUCGAAAAGGUUAAUGAGCCAAUGAAUGAACAAAAAUUCGAAGCAGAAGCCAAGAACAGCUAUUCAAAAUUUUACGCUGACGAUGGAAGCAAGUCCCUGAAGCGUGGUGGGAGGUGGGAUGUUACACGUGAAUCAAGGGAAGUUGAAGAGCCCAAAAGUGGCGGUCAAGGUAUAGGAUCAGAGGUAGUUGCAGGUAGAGAGACAAGUCGGAAGCUUGCACCCAAAAUACGCCAAGCAAACAUUGAUGAAGACGAUCCGUAUAUCAGCUAUGAUAAGAGCUUGCUUGCAACUAAAAAGGAUUCUAGUGAUGCACUUAGCAGCAGUAUACUUUUACCAUCGUCAAAGGAUGGGUUCAAUAUCAUUAGUCAAAAGGUUAAGAUAAUUAAGAAGGCAAAAGAUUCUGGUAGCUCAAGUGACGUUUCAUUGUAUGGAGACAUUGAUAUAGAAGCAUUAUCAAGAAAAAGAAAACAUGUCAGAAAAUCAGAAGAUAGCACAGCCGUAGUGAAACUGCAAGAUCGCGCUCACAAGCAACGUAAAAGUGUUGAUUCUGAUGAUUCGUCAUCUGAUGAAAAUGCAAAACCCAGCAAAAGGGAAACCAAGGGAAGACAACUUAGGGACAGUGAGGAGCGAGAUUCUCGCUUGCAUAGUACAAGCUAUGAAAGUGGCAAGAGAAGCGCUAAAACACGUGCGAGCAGAGAAAGUUCACCACCAAGAAGAAAAAGUCAUCGUCAUCGUAGUGAUAGUCGUAGUUCUGCAUCCGAGAGGGAAAGCAGUAGAAGGAGGCGCUCGAGAGAUAUGACACGAAAGAAACACAGGCGAAGUCGUUCACCCAAGCAAAGAUCUGCAAGUCAUUCUUCACUCAGUAGCAGUUCUAGUGCUGAACGCUGGAGGCGUGGUAGUAAAUCAAAGAGAAGUGACGCCAGAAAGAAGACAAAGUCUUCAAAGACACGUGACAGGGACUAUAGCAGCUCUUUUGAGAGUAGUACUUCUUCAUCUUCAGGUGCAAAUCGCCCGAAAAAGAGGCGCAAAUAAAGACGAUGUGUUGAAAAUCGAUUCACUGAACAUGGAUUUUUCGUGAAAUUUCCAAAGAGAAAACAAUGCAUAUGCGGAAAAAACGUCACGGGAAUUGUGAAUAAGCACAAUCUUUUUCAUAAAAACCGCUAAGUACUUGAAAUUGCAAUAAGCGACACUAUUUGUGCGGUAUUGAUAGGUUAGCAUAGACACUAGACAUGUUGCUUAGUGUAUGACAAAGGUAGGUGCAUACGAAGGUAACCAGGCAGAUAAAACAGGCAAAGCAAACCCAAUAGAAAGAUUUGUCUUCCAUGCUUGUGUAUAUUCUUUCUUAGUCUAGAACGUAACUUGGUCUUGUUGAGUUCUGCUUUAGAUGAAAAACACGUCAGAUGUCAAGCAUGAAUUUUAAUUGAAUAUUUCAACAAUGCAAGCUUUUAACUGGGUCGUGUGUAAGCAUUAGAAAUCAAGGUUGAAGCAAAAAGCAACUCCGUUAAACCUGUAGUUUGAUUUAGCGCAUAUGAUUUAGACAGUAUUUGGCGUGACUUCCCCCCCCCCCCCCCCCCCCACCUUCAAGUGAGCACAAACAUCUCUGUUGGCACUGGUCAUUUAUUUACUUAUGCAACCCUAAGUAAUGCCAUGUGUUUUGUAAUUAUUUAUCUUAAUAUUUUUUGUAGGCACCUUUGUCACAUAUUGCAACCCCCUAACCUUAAUAAGCUAAUGAAUAAAUUUUCAAAGUGACCUUUUGAAGCAAUGCCUCCCUCCUCCAAGAAAAGCCCUCUUCAUGGCAAGUUUUCUUUCACCACGAUCUACUCUUCGUCUCCAUCUUCCAUUCCCAAUUAAAAGCGUUCAAAUUUAGCCAAAGAGAGUUGAAUCAAUAGCUUUUAUUACGUUUUUGU
Rhopilema esculentum is the source of this 5385-nucleotide messenger RNA. RefSeq lists its product as uncharacterized. The record is from RefSeq and is a predicted model, not a curated record. NCBI's taxonomy places the organism in Eukaryota, Metazoa, Cnidaria, Scyphozoa, Rhizostomeae, Rhizostomatidae.